AUGCGUUGUGAUGUGUACGUGCCCUUCGACGGGAAACGACUCAGUUUGCUCCAAAUGGCCAAAUGCUCCGUCCGCUUCGACGGCUGGCGGUCACUGUAUGGCGGCUUUGGACCCUUCUUGGCCUCCAAGCUGCUCACAGAGACCGCUGCAGCCGCUCAAAAAGCCGCUCUGUCCGUCCUCCCUGAAGAAAAGAAGUGGCUGCAACUCGCUGCCUCCCAAAUCUCCACUCUAGCCUCCACCAUCGCCUCACCCCUGGAAGGAACCUCCGAAGAUCUGCAAGUCAAAUCAAACAUCCCCGGUCUGCCCCCCACCGUGCAGCAGACUGUUUGGGACCCACUUGUAAACAACGCUCACCACCCACUCUUCUCCCCUCCUCUCCUCUCCUCUCCUCUCCACUCCAAAACCCUCACUUGUCCUCUCGUAUUCUGA
Molecule: messenger RNA, 429 nt
Organism: Gregarina niphandrodes
Lineage: Eukaryota; Apicomplexa; Conoidasida; Eugregarinorida; Gregarinidae
Exons: 1
Coding region: 1-429 (142 amino acids)
Source: RefSeq, a predicted model, not a curated record